UGUGUAUUUGGAUUCGGUUUUGUUUGUUAAUCUAUUCAACAAAUGCAUGUAUGUGGAAACCAGUGUGUUGUGUGUCAGUGUAACUUUUGACAUGUGCGCCUCGUAACAAUUUUAAGCCGGACCACAAUUUAGCAGUCAGGUCUAUUCAUACACACCAGUCGACCACUGAUGUUGGCAACAAUUUUUUUUUUCUUACUAAAUUUUUUUAUUUCAAUAUUUUAUUCAAUGCAAAAAAAAAUCGUAUUUAACUAAAAAUUACAUUUCUUUGUAUCACUUCUGCUUGCAAUGCAUCGAGAAAAAAAAAUCGCAUUUUUCAAUUGAACAUUCCGUAAAAUGUGGUUCACAUUCGAAGAAAGCGAUCCUGACGGCUAUUCAAAAACUGACACACCAUUGACAUAACAGUUCGUUUGUUUUCUCUCUUUCAUUCUCUCUCAUUCGCCCUCUGUCUCUCCCAUUCGCACGGUUACACUCUUGCCAUGGUUUCACGCUGCAUACAAACAAACGAACGAACGAACGAACGACUUUUUUUCCUACUGCCUGAUACUGAAGCUGUCACAUCAAUGCGGCAUUGGCGCGCUCACAAAUACCGUCACACUGCGCGCUUCUCUUUACUACGAAUUCUCAAUCGAACGAAAAGAGCGGGUACAAUCGCUUCGGCGUUUUUUUUCUUUCGUCUCUUUUUUUAUUGUCACUCUCAAAUCACAUUUCUUCUAUAACAUUAUUCCAAAUUAGAUUUAUAUGUUGCAUUUUACGCGAAAAAAAAAAUUUAUGAUUUUUAAUUUUUUAAUCGACAAAAAAUAAUACAAGUGGAAGAAAUUUUAACAAACAAACGGAGCGAAAGACUUAUUUUCUCUUCGCUGGUUUUUCAUCAAAUGUUUGAUACUUUGAAUUGUCAGUGAGAAGCAAACAAAAGCUAAAAAUUUCAUUGUAUUGACGAAGCGCCGCCGUCGUCCGUUCAAUUCGUUGUGGGUUUUGUGCAAAGAAAUUUCAUGCCAUUCUCUCGUUUCAAUAUUGAAUAUUGAGCGAAGCAGCAGCAGCAGAAGAAAAAAAACAGGGGGCAAAACAAAAUAAAAUGCAUCAAUAGGAGUAAACCAGCCAUUCGAAAAAAAAAAACGCAAACCAAUUUCGAUGCACUCGCAGCAAAAUUGUGCAGAGGAAACAUUUAGAUGUUAAACAUUGGGCUUGACGCGCAACAUUUUUUCUGUGUUUGGUUGAGUGCAAAUUGUUUUGUGUGUACGAAAUUUUGCCAUUGAAUGGUUUUGUUUGGUUGUAACACCAACAACACACAACUAACGGCUUCCAGCUGCAUCAUCGCACGAAUUCAUCAACCAAAAUUUUGUUCGUGUAGAAAGCGCGUGGUGUUACGAUGAAGGACAGCCAUCAAAACAAGCAAGAUUGUGAACUAUUUUUGCGAGCAUUUGAAAAGCCGACGCAAAUUUACCGAUAUCUGCGAACACGACGUCUCUUGUCGCCACUGUUUCUACAAAGAAAUCUCAGCUACUUGAGUGACCGCUCAUCAAAGCGGAAAUUCGCACGACGCAAUCCUCGAAAAUCGAGCAAAUUUGACUGGGAAACGUUUCUGAAGCAAUUGAAACCGGUCAAAAGUCAUGAUCCAUCCGACAGUUUCAUAAUGUUCAAAUUUCUGGGCUACUUUGAUGAACAAGUUUCGGGUACAGACACUGCCAACAUCGAUAUUCAUUUACUCUCACGAAGCAAACAUCAACCAAAACUCCUGCUCAAAUCCAUUCCAGUGGAAAUAAACCCUAGUUUAAUUAUAAAUCCGACACCGAUCACGCUUUCCAAAGACCAGCUUAUGCGCUAUGCCAGUAAAACUGAUCAAUCUUGUGAAUUACUCAUAGAAGUCUCGUAUGUUGAGCAUCAAAAUGCCCAGAAAAAUGAGAGAUCGCAGCGAUCGAAGAAGAGAAGAAAACUCUGCCAUGACGCUCAUUUGCCGGUGUUCAAUAAAAUGGGUCGUUGCGACUUGUUGGAAGGUGAAUAUGAGCUUAAAUUGGAUCUUAGCACCGAAUCGACACCGGUGCGUAAGGUGGAUCAAUUGGCAUGGGCAACGGACAUACCAAAAGUAUUGACUGGCGAUAAGCGUUAUUUUCAGAAUCGUUCGUUAAAAUUCAUGUUGCAGUGGAACAGUGACGAUGGCACUAAGUCAAAAUCAUUGUCACCCAUUCACAAUGAAAAUGGCACACUGACCACCGACACAACCGAUUGGUGUGGCAUUCGGACCGGUUCAACGACAUCGCUCAGCACUUCAUCGGGCAUUUUAAGUGAUAUGAGCUCAGACGAUGCAGAGAUUACGGCAUUAACGACAGCGACGACAACGUCGUCGUCGUCGUCGUCGUCGUCGUCGUCAUCCUCGAAAACGAUAACAAAGAAACUGCCAAAUACAACACUGCCAAGCGUAUUAUCGAAUCGAUCACCAUUUGUUGAGCUGCUCAACAUAAAUUCACAUCUCAUUUACCGUUUCAUUUAUAAUGAUGAUUUGAGCCAGAAAACUGAGGCCUGGGACGAAUUUCUCUGUCCAUGGUGCUAUUUAAAUUGUAACAGUUUGCAUCCGCUAUUGAUGCACUUACGUUUGUGUCAUGAUCGCUUCAAAUUUUCGUACACACCAAAGGAAGACGGCAUCCAGGUGGAUGUGUCGAUCAAUGAGCGGUACAAUUGCGCAUUGUCACCGCUGAUGGAAAAAUCACAUCAGUCUGACAGCAAUGAGCAGAAACCGAGCAGACGUAAGCCUUAUACCAAAGUUUUAGUGUCGCGGCAACGGGCAAAAAAGCAUCGCACAUGUUUGACAUACGAAGAAUUAGACGAGGCUUUUGGAUCAGACAUUGAUUCGUCAGAUGCGGAGGAGAAUAAAUUCAUUUUGCCCAGGGGACAACUGAGUUUUGAUGGCCAUGAUCGUGGUUACUUUCGAACAAACAAUAACAUGGCAUACACGCACCGAAUGGAUUUUGACGAAGAUUCAGAAGGUGAACAUGAUCCCGGUUGGUUGCGACAGCAUACAAAAAAGUUGCUUGAAGACUUUUCGGAUGUCAACGAAGGUGAAAAAGAGAUGCUGACAAUGUGGAACCAUCAUGUGAUGAAGCAUAACUUUGUGGGAGUUUCACAAAUGGUGUUCGCCUGUGAAAUGUUCGUGACGGACCGUGGCGAUGACAUUUUUGCAAAGAAUUUGUAUCGCAAUUUUUUGCUACAUUUGACCAACUUGCAUGAUUACGGUAUGCUGUCUCCCGGCGAAAUGAGCUCGAUCAUCCAAAAAUUGCAAAACAAACGAAACACGACGAAUCGUCAAAGUAGCACCGAUUAAACGACAUACACACAGAGAGAACAAUCCACGAUGAAUACGAAGGCACCAACCCAAUUUGAAUUUAAGUUGAGCAAUUGAUGGCACUGCAGGUUUAGAGAAGACGUUGAAAAAAGGAUAUUUUAUUUGGAUAAAACAACAAAAAACUUAUUUGGACGAAAAUAAAAACAAGAAUCCAUAGAUUGAAUGAUAGUAAAUUCGUUUCGAUCAGCGAUACAAUCGAAAUGUAGUCGACGUUAUGAAUUUUUGACAUGCAUUGUUCCAUUUUAAAACAAGCUCUAUAAUCUCGGUUUGAAUGAAUGAGAUACAAAAUGAAAGAAAAGAAAUUUAUGAAUUACAAGCAAACUAUAUACAACAUGUAGACAAAUUUAUACGUAAAAAACUACCAACAAACAAACAAACAAACAAACAAACAAAUGUACUUGUAAAGUGAGUACCAAUAGAGAGCAAUUGAUGGCAUUUGCGAAAUAUUUAUUAUGUUUUACCAGUUUCGCUAAAGAUGGCACAUGCAAUUUUCUCUCUCACUCACUCAUUCACUCACACACACUCACAAACAAACACACACACACACUCAUAAAAAUCAAAAGUAUUUUCUGAACUGUUUUCCACAUCACUUACACCUCAUAUAUUUCAACUAACAUACAACAAAUUGUUUCCUCUGUAAAUGAAAUGAAAUUAAAUGAAUUGUUUGAAUAAAAAAGAAA
Molecule: messenger RNA, 4014 nt
Organism: Sitodiplosis mosellana (orange wheat blossom midge)
Lineage: Eukaryota; Metazoa; Arthropoda; Insecta; Diptera; Cecidomyiidae
Product: polycomb protein suz12-like
Exons: 8
Coding region: 1367-3313 (648 amino acids)
Cellular component (GO): nucleus; ESC/E(Z) complex
Molecular function (GO): chromatin DNA binding
Source: RefSeq, a predicted model, not a curated record